AUGGAUUGUCUUCGUGCAUUUCUUGCCAAGCUCCAGAAUUGGCAAAGGAAAGUCAAUGCAGGAAAUGUUGCCAUGUUUGAGAAUCUUUCAACUGUUCUUGAUGAGAAUGAAGAUCAUCUGCUUGACCCAUCACUCAAAAGUGAAAUCACUCAGCACCUGAAAUCCUUGGAAGACGAAUUUCUUGAUCUCAAGAAUGAUUCUGCUGCCAAAGAUCUCUAUGAAGAAAUAUCUCUGACUGUAUUCUGGUGCUCAAUGUAUCCAAAAGUUAGCGAGAUUGCACUUCGAGUCCUCUUGCCUUUUUCAACUUCCUAUUUAUGA
Messenger RNA from Homarus americanus (American lobster), 318 nucleotides. RefSeq lists its product as uncharacterized. The transcript is spliced from 2 exons. The coding region runs from base 1 to 318 and encodes 105 amino acids. The record is from RefSeq and is a predicted model, not a curated record. Lineage: Eukaryota; Metazoa; Arthropoda; Malacostraca; Decapoda; Nephropidae.